AUGUCAAAUACAACAGCUGUGUUUGAAUCGAGCUACCAGCCAGAGCAUAUACGCCAGGAGCUUAUGCCAAUCAUAUUUGGCACUGAUGCCGCAGGAGAACACCACUCACUCUUUCGCAGUCUUCAGCGCGCCACACUUCUCAGAGACGUCAAUGCACCCCUAUAUCCUACCGAAGAGGAUGAGAAAAGUCUACGACAACGUGAGGAUAUUACCAAGCUUACUUGGGAGUAUGAACAGGCAAAAACAAGAUCCUCCUCUCCCGAUAUCAGUCGAGCUUAUGCUACGCUGGCGAAUAGACGGAAACAGAUACUGGCCUUGAUGGUGGAAAAGCGGAGAGGUGAAUAUUUGGAAGAGGUGGAUCGACGCCGGGCGCUAGGCCAGUCGAUUGAAGAUAUCCCGAUACCCCGAGGCACCCCUCCUGCCCCCCAUCCUCACGACCAAGGAGGUUACAUGGGCAGGUUUUUGGCUGGCAGAGAUCUUGGGAAGCCAAGGAGAACCGAGAUAUACUGUCGAAUGCUCGUCUCAUAUUUGGGGCACCGUGUCACAGAGCUUAAGGCAGUGAUACAUUCUCUCACCGAAGCGCAGACGAUGGUUGAGGAACCUGAUACUAAGGCAUGGACAUGCCUCUUUUGCCAACGCACCUUCGCUAACCGUAAUGGUUUAACACGGCACAACCAAGAUCAACACUUCAAGAAGGGGACGUUCGACAAACCUAUACCAUGCCCCCUUUGUCCCGAUAUUAUUAUUGAAGGUCCUCAGGCGUGGAGUAACCACACAGCCAAGUGCCACGGUAUAAAUUAUACGCCGUGGUUGCCUAGUAAAAGGUCUGACAAAAAGGGACGUCCAACUAAAACACCAACGACCAGAUCAGCCCGAUGCCUGUUUUGCGAACAAAUGCACCACCCCGGAAAUAGCCACUCAAGACAUGUCAAUAAGUCCCAUAGCAAGAUGUUCAAAAAGCCAUUUGAAUGCCCGGAAUGCAAGAGGAAAGGUUUGGUAGCGGUGGAAAUAAAAACACGCGAGGAGUGGUUGGACCAUACAUGGAACUGUCAUCAGCAGGACGGACAAGCGGGAACAGCUGUGUGUGGCAAGAUAGAAAGAAAGCGGAAAAGGAAGGAUAACGGUGUCCAGGACAUUGAUACGAAAAAGCGGAAAGAGAGUAUGUAG
Molecule: messenger RNA, 1167 nt
Organism: Podospora anserina S mat+
Lineage: Eukaryota; Fungi; Ascomycota; Sordariomycetes; Sordariales; Podosporaceae
Exons: 1
Coding region: 1-1167 (388 amino acids)
Source: RefSeq, a predicted model, not a curated record